AUGGAUUUUUCACAACUUCCGGAUAUUAUCAGUGUGCUUGUCAGGCCAAAUAACCCCCCACGAGAUGAUCUCGAAGAAAUGGACUACACACGAUGUGCAGCUCUCCACAACUACCUGUUCCAAUAUGCCUGGCUCGCUGAAGGCCGCCCACUGGAAACUCUAGAUGCCAACAGCAGCUUUUUCACGGGCUCCGGUGACGUAGAUGAAGCUGGGGCUUGCCGCCCAAGGCUUCAUCCGUCAUUGGCGGCAUUCCUUGACACUACUAUCAUGCCCCCUUUUCCUUUUGAUAAUCCUCACGAAUAUAUCCCGUUCUCAGUUUUUACAUGGGGUAUCGAUGAGCCAUCAAGGCUUUUUGAGGAAGAUACAGCUGAUCUGCAGAAUCAGCCCGUUGACAGCCUGAACCCCCUAGAGAGACUACUCACCAACUGGGUUGACCUUAUUCAUAUUGGAAAAGUUGUAGCUUCGCCUCAUGAAGAGCCAGCCCUGUUCGGCUGCGAGAAGGUUGGGCCCUGGGAGUGGCGGCCUUACAGCGACGCCCAGGUAACUACAUGUGUCACUGAGUGGGAUCGGUUGUGUCAGGCCAUUACGGCGCGCAUCUCGCCGCUGUCAAACCCACCACUGACCGGGACUGAUACGGAUAACUUAGAGCCGCUGGUUGCAUCAAGCGUCCUGGACGCUGCUUGGGUGCCCGACCCUUCCUUUGCGCGUUCGUUUCUGACGCAGGCAAGACGGCCUCAGUUCCGCUACAUUGCUCCAGGCCUUCUUCUUCCUCCAGUUGACGCGGCUGGAUUUGUAGCCGCACGGCCGUUUAGCGUCUUGCCCCGCUCCGAGUACACCGCACCACCAGUAUGUCUUUUCCCGGCUGAUACAGGAGACCAGCCUCCUAUCUAG
Molecule: messenger RNA, 891 nt
Organism: Penicillium chermesinum
Lineage: Eukaryota; Fungi; Ascomycota; Eurotiomycetes; Eurotiales; Aspergillaceae
Exons: 2
Coding region: 1-891 (296 amino acids)
Source: RefSeq, a predicted model, not a curated record